Meriones unguiculatus (Mongolian gerbil) is the source of this 1455-nucleotide messenger RNA. RefSeq names its product zinc finger protein 120-like. The transcript has 4 exons. Gene Ontology annotation, molecular function: DNA-binding transcription factor activity, RNA polymerase II-specific; RNA polymerase II cis-regulatory region sequence-specific DNA binding. The record is from RefSeq and is a predicted model, not a curated record. Gene Ontology annotation, biological process: regulation of transcription by RNA polymerase II. Lineage: Eukaryota; Metazoa; Chordata; Mammalia; Rodentia; Muridae. The coding region runs from base 200 to 484 and encodes 94 amino acids.
GGUGGCUUUUCUGAUAUUAGAGUUAGAGAUUUUGGAUUGUCCUUUAGCAAGCACAUAAAGACAAUUUGCACUUAUGUCUGUAAAAGGCCGAAGAGACAACAUUAAGAAUUCAGUGACCUUCAAUGAUGUUCAUGUGAAAUUCAACCAAGAAGAGUAGGCCUUGCUGGAACCUUCCCAGAAGCAACUCUACAAAGAUGUGAUGCUAGAGACCUGUGAAAACCUCGCUGCUAUAGGCUACAAUGGGGAUAAACAUAAUAUUGAAGAACAUUUUCAAAGUUCUACAAGUAAUAAAAGGCAUGAAAGUAGUCAUACUGGAGAGAAACCCUUCAAAUGCACUCUAUGUGGGAAAGCCUUCCCGUAUACCACUGUUCUCAUACGGCAUAAAAGAACACACACUGGAGAAAAACCUUACGAAUGUAACCAGUGUGGUAAAGCCUUUGCAGAAAACAGUCAUCUCAUACGGCAUAAAAGAACACACACCUGAGAGAAACCAUAUGAAUGUAACCAGUGUGGUAAAGCCUUUGCAGAAAACAGUACUCUCUUAAGCCAUAAAAGAACACACACUGGAGAGAAACCUUAUGAUGUAAUGAGUGUGGUAAAGCCUUUGCAAAAAGCAGUCAUCUCAUAAGACAUAAAAGAACAAACACUGGAGAGAAACCUUAUGAAUGUGACAACUGUGGUAAAGCCUUUGCAGAAAACAGUCAUCUCUUAAGCCAUAAAAGAACACACACUGGAGAGAAACCUUAUGAAUGUAACCAGUGUGGUAAAGCCUUUGCACGAAACAGUCAUCUCAUAAGACAUAAAAGAACACAUACUGGAAAGAAACCUUAUGAAUAUUUCCUAACAUGAUAAAGCCUUUGCACAGCAGAGUAGUCUCUGAAAACAUGAAAAAACACAGAGUGGAGACAAGCCUGGUGAGGAAAAUUAGUGUGAUUAAGCCUUUACAUGUAACAGUCAUCUCCUAAGACAACAACACAUUCUGGAGGGAAACCAUAUGAAUUAACUGUGUGGCAAAGCCUUUGCACAUAACAUCUCCUAAUACAUAAAAAAAAAACACAUACUGGAAAGAAGCUGUCUGACUGUAACCAAUGUGAAAAACUUUUGCACUUCAGAAUCAUCUUCACACUCAUGAAAGAAAUACUAAUGGACAGAAAGCCUGUGAGUGCUUUUACCAUGGUGAAACCAUUCCAUAUUUGUAUAAUCUUCAUCAUCUUGGAAGGAUUCAUACUGGAUAGAACUUAUGAAUGUGUUAAAAUGGUGAGGCCUUGCACAAAUCUACAGUCAUCAUCAUCAUGAAAGUAUCCCUACUGGAGAGGAAUUCUGUGACUAAAAGCAAUAUGGAAAGGCCUUUGUGUUCUUUGGUCCACUGAGAUCCAACAGAAGUGAAAAUCUAGCUCAAUGGAAAUGACCUUCCUUUUCUGAAGGGAAAGGUUAAAGGGAAUAGAGACAAUAGGA